UGGCCCAGAAUGGGAACUAUUGAGGCACAGUGAAUCAUCUGGACACACAACUUCAGGGACUGGUGGCCAUUUACACAAAGAAAGCACUAGAAGUUGAAGGGACCGCUUUAAGCAAAAAGCAGCUGUAAAAUGAUAGAUCUCCUCUUGUCGUGUGAGGAGGAACAAGCGCCAAACCCACCACAGAAGAACACAGGAGAAUCCAAACUCAGGGACAGGUACGAUGAAGAUGGUGAGCUGAUCUUUGUUGGAGUGGAACAUGUAAAAGAAGACGCUGAAAUUCUCUUUGUCAGAGUGAUUUCAAAUUCAAAACCAGUCAUUUCAAACAUUUUGAACAGAGUGACCCCAGAAUCCUAUUCAAAAAGAAAGAAAGGCCACGUGAAUCAAGAUCCUGCUUGUGCAUGGCAGCCUGCAAAUCACAUAACCCAUUCCUCAAAAGCAGUGGUCAUCUCGCCAGUUUUUCAAUCUGAAUGGAGAGCAAUAGAUAGUCCUAUUAUUUCUGAGCCUUCACCUAAAGCUGAUUAUAAAAUGAGCUCACCGCAAGUCAUGCCUCACAAUUCCUCCAAUUUGUUCUCCCCAUGGUCUCAGAGUCUAGUUGGAGCCGUACAUUCCGUAGGAGGCAAGGAUGAAAGUCCUCGUGAUUCAAAGCGACUUUCCACUUGUGAUAUAAACAACGGAAAUCCUAAGAGACCUAAACUCAGUGAUGGAAUCCCAGGGGGAUAUUACUCAACUGUGGCCCCUUCAGAUAUCUCUCCUACAAUGAGCAGGAGUUUACCCUCAGACGGUGUCCCAUCUUCACUAAGCCGUGUUCAGAACAGAGCAUCAUUUUCUUGGGCUUAUGCAAAUGACAAGGCACAUUUCCAUCUUAUGGAUCCAGACACAGCAAAUAGUGUGGAAAGGCUGGAAAAAACAGACUUUUUGAGUCUAGCAAGUCAAAAUGAGACUGUUGAUACCAAGAAAGGAAAUCUGAUCAUGUUACUUAAUGAUUUUUACUACGGACAGCAUGAAGGAGACGGGCAGCCAGAACAGAAGACGCACACAACUUUUAAAUGCCUCAGCUGCUUGAAAGUUCUAAAAAAUGUUAAGUUUAUGAAUCACUUGAGGAACCAUUUGGAACUUGAGAAGCAGAGGUGUGACAGCUGGGAAAUUCACACCACCUGCCAGCACUGCCAUCGGCAGUUUCCCACCCCAUUCCAGCUGCAAUGUCACAUUGAAAGUGUACACACUACCCAGGAGCCCUCUGCUGUCUGCAAAAUUUGUGAAUUGUCGUUUGAAACAGAUCAGGUUCUCUUACAGCACAUGAAGGACAAUCAUAAGCCUGGCGAAAUGCCCUAUGUGUGCCAGGUUUGCAAUUACAGAUCGUCGGCCUUUGCUGAUGUGGAAACACACUUCAGAACAUGCCACGAAAACACUAAGAAUUUGCUUUGUCUGUUUUGCCUCAAAAUUUUCAAAGCUGUGAUACCCUAUGGGAAUCAUUGUUGGAGGCACUGGAACAAGAGAAUCUUUCAGUGUUCCAAGUGCCGGCUACAGUUUUUGACUUCAAAGGAGAAAAUGGAGCACCAAACCAAGAAUCAUCAACCGUUUUAAAAUCCAGAGCAAUUGGAAGGGUUGCCUCCUGAAACAGUGGCUAUGAUUCAAAAUUUAGUUCAACCAGGAUCAAGAAGUGCAGCAUUCGUUAUUGUGAUCAACACUGACCCUCAACUGUCACGUGUAAAAACUAAAAAAGAGGAUGGCUGUCAACUCUUAAGUAUUCCAGAUGUCACUGCAGCUAAGGUUCUGGUGAAAAGUUAUGUUCUACCCACCUCUAGGAAUUCUGAAAGGCAGAAUUGAGGCUGGGCCAUCUUGGCUGUAGAUGAUAACAAGCAAUGUUAGCAAUUGUCAGAUUUUAUAGUGAGAGUUCUCCAGCUUCCUACUGUCAAGAAAUAGCUCAGAAGUCUUCAUGUUCUUUCCUAGUCAACCCAUCCCCCUACAGUAACCACUAUUCUGACCUCUACCAACAUAGAUUAGUUUUUAAAUAAACGGAACAACACAAUAGUG
Molecule: messenger RNA, 2034 nt
Organism: Diceros bicornis minor
Lineage: Eukaryota; Metazoa; Chordata; Mammalia; Perissodactyla; Rhinocerotidae
Gene: ZNF280A
Product: zinc finger protein 280A
Exons: 2
Biological process (GO): regulation of DNA-templated transcription
Molecular function (GO): DNA-binding transcription factor activity, RNA polymerase II-specific; RNA polymerase II cis-regulatory region sequence-specific DNA binding
Source: RefSeq, a predicted model, not a curated record